Messenger RNA from Lolium perenne, 684 nucleotides. Lineage: Eukaryota; Viridiplantae; Streptophyta; Magnoliopsida; Poales; Poaceae. The record is from RefSeq and is a predicted model, not a curated record.
AUGGCGGUUGCACAUGCUGUUGCUGAAGCAGUUUGGAUACGCCAACUACUUAUGGAACUCCAGUGCCCCGUCGAGCACGCCACUAUUGUCUACUGCGACAACAUAUCAGCCGUCUAUAUGGCCUCUAAUCAUGUGCAGCAUCCCCGUACCAAGCACAUCGAGAUCGACUUUGUUCGGGAAAAGGAUGCUCUUGAAAAAGUUCGUGUUCUGCAUGUUCCAACAAGUGCACAAUUUGUAGAUAUUUUUACCAAAGGACUCCAUCCUACGUCCUUCAUCGACAUACGCUCCAGUCUCAACAUUGUGGCGCCCGAUGUUAACAAUGCGGGGGGUAUUAGACUGACCCUGCACGCCUUUGACCGAGACGGUGACCACCCUGCCCAGAACCAGCGCGCCCAGACCACGCCCAGAGACGCUCACCCGCGCCAGGACGCGCACGAUGGCAACCCUGGACGCGACGGAACGCCGCUGUGCCCCAUCGCCUCACGCCUCCCCUCACUCUGCCCAUGCACCAGUCGCCUCGACAUGACGCCAGCAGCCUCCCAGACAACCUCACUGGCCCGCGGGAACCCUGUGCACGACGCCAUGAUCGACGACCACCCGCCACUGCCGCCAGAGUGCGAGGACGAUGACGAGCGCCAUCGGUCCUCGUUUUCACCACAAUCACGCUCUACAGCUCCGCCAUGA